CAAACUAAUCUUUAGUACUGUAUUAUCAGUAACUCAGUAAGGCAUCGUUUGGUAGGGCUUAUAUUUGUGUUAAACCCGUUUUCUCUCUCUCUAACUCAUCUCUGUGUUCAACCAAAGCCAAAAAUUUCUCUGCGCGUCGAUGGAGAGCGGUGAGCUCGCCGAAGACCAAAAAUGACCUCACUGCCGAUCUCUCUCACUGCCGAAUGUUAUCUGCGUCCUUAAAUCCAGAAAAGGUUUAGAUUAUCAUUUUUGAUGUUUUUGGAGUACCCGUGAAGAAUGAUAUGGAGAUUUUCGACUAGGUUAUUGAAUAUAACCAUAGCUUCUUUUUGCAAAGCACGACAAUUGGAGAAAGCCGAAGCUGUUCUAAUUGAUGGUAUAAGAUUAGGGGUAUUACCAGAUGUGGUUACUUACAAUACAUUGAUUGCUGCAUAUUGCCGUUUUGAUGGCGUUGACACAGCUUAUUCUGUUAUUAAUAGAAUGAGAGAAGCUGGGAUAAACCCUGAUGUUGUUACAUAUAAUUCAUUGAUAGCUGGUGCCACCAGGCAUUGCCAAUUAUUGCGAUGUGUGGACCUGUUUGAAGAAAUGCUUCAGACAGGUAUCCGUCCUGAUGUGUGGAGUUACAAUACUUUGAUGCAUUGUUUCUUUAAAUCAGGAAAGCCAGAUGAGGCCAACAGGAUCUUUCAAGACAUUAUUCUGAGCAAUUUUGUUCCUUGUCCAACUACGUUCAACACCAUGAUUAACGGCCUUUGCAAGAAUGGAUAUACUGCUAAUGCCCUUAUGUUAUUCCGGAAUUUACAGCGUCGUGGAUUUGUACCCCAAAUAGUAACAUACAAUAUUCUUCUCAAUGGGCUUUGCAAGUCGGGUAGGUUGAGGACGGCAAGAAGGAUUGUCAGAGAGCUAGGUGAAUCAGGUCCUAAGCCGAAUGCUAUAACUUACACUAUAGUAAUGAAAUACUGCUUUAGAUAUAGGAAAUUUGAGGAAGGACUUGAGAUCUUCUCAGAGAUGAAGCGGGAAGGAUAUACAUUUGAUGCCUUUGCAUACUGCACAGUUAGUGGUGCUUUAAUUAAAACUGGUAAGCUAAAGGAGGCAAAAGAAUGCAUGGAGCAAAUGGCCAGGAAUGGCAUUGAGCCUGACAUAGUGUCUUACAAUACCCUCAUUAAUUUGUAUUUUAACGAAGGUAAGUUUGAAGAUGCCUAUAAGUUGUUGGAUGAGAUAGAAAAAGGAGGGUUUGAAUGUGACAAAUAUACCCACACAAUUUUGAUUGAUGGAUUGUGCAAGGCAGGUGACCUUGAAGGGGCAAAGCGACAUUUGAAGUACAUGGACUCAAUGGGCUUUGAUUCAAACGUGGUUGCUUAUAACUGCUUGAUUGAUGGGUUGUGUAAGGCUGGUCAGAUUGAUUAUGCAAUGAAGGUGUCUGAACUGAUGGAGGAAAAGGAUUCUUUUACUUGUUCAUCCUUGGUACACAAUCUUUGCAAGGCAGGGCGAUUCCGUCAUGCUUCCAAGCUCCUUCUAUCUUUUUUAAGAAGUGGCAUCAAAAUAGAGCAGUGUACCCAACGGGCUGUUCUAAAUGGUCUUCGUUCUACAGGAUAUACAAAUGAAGCAAGGAAGCUCCAGUCAAAAAUUCGAUUGACUAAGAUAUUACAUUCCUGAUUUGAGUAUGAUGCUUUAAUCAGUUGUGUCAUCUCUCACAGUGCUUGUUCCUUCUGAAAUACAUAAUAUAUUACUUUUUAAGUCAUAAUUUAUAUGCUUUUAUGUUUCAGGGUUUCUGAAACUCUUCUAUUAUAUGACAUCUUAAAUGAGUUUCAGAAAGGUCACAGCCGCAACAAGACAGAGGAGCAUACUGCCAGCCUAUGUUACAUGGACUUGGGUACGGAUGUCGGACAUGGGUAUGUAUCCAUGCGUCGGAUGUGUCAAAUCUCCAAACAAAAGGACACAUGGACACGGCUAAAUAUUCAUUUUAUUAAUUAUUUUAUUUUAUUUUUUAGAGUAAAGUAAUGUUUUUGUCUAAUAUAAUGUUCAAUAUAGACAUUUAACUCAUUUUAAAGUAAUAAUAUAAUGUACUUGAAUGAUUAAAUAUGUUUUUUAAGUACAUGUCCAACCAAAAGUGUCGGACACAUAUCCCAUAUCCAUGUACAAGGGAUAUGUGUCCGACACGGGUACUUCAAUAUUUUUGAAGAGUCCAUGUAACAGAGCUGCCAGCAAGGGCUCUGCAGAUGAUUCAGUGAAGGAUGUGAGGUUAAAUAUCGAUGGUGAAAAGCCUUCCCGAGAAAAGAGAGUUCAAAGAAAAUAAGAUCGUUCCAGAAAUGGACGUGUUUUCCCAACAGCGCAAACAAUUCUUAUAGGGGCAACUCUAGGAGCAGGAAGUGGUCAAAGGACAUGUACUCCGACAUCCUGGAGAUAGAUGGAACCCACUCCCAAAGCUCACUGAAGAAGAAGAAGAAGAAGCUGUUGGCAUUAUAACAAUGGAAGAUGCUAUUGAAGAGCUUUUACAGGAGGAGAUCUUCGAUGAAACAGAUCAUCAUUAUGAAGAUUCAUGACUAUGGUUUUGUUGAUACAUAAUGUAGUACAAUACAGAUGGCUACCAAAAAUGUUGUAUUUGCACGUGAGUUGUAUUGUGAUGCACCGAUGCAGGCUAUGCUGGAGUGGGGGAGAAAAAUCUGAACCCUACUUAUAACUGUUUUUAGGGAUUAUGUCUUAUUAAAAACAACAAUUUAUGGUUUGUAAAUGUGAAAAAAAUAUAUAUAUUUAUGAUUUGUUUUACAGUUAAA
Molecule: messenger RNA, 2768 nt
Organism: Cornus florida
Lineage: Eukaryota; Viridiplantae; Streptophyta; Magnoliopsida; Cornales; Cornaceae
Product: putative pentatricopeptide repeat-containing protein At4g17915
Exons: 4
Coding region: 277-1650 (457 amino acids)
Molecular function (GO): protein binding
Source: RefSeq, a predicted model, not a curated record